CGGAAAUCGAAGCAGGGUUCUCGUUUUUCCGGCAACCAGUCCUGGGAGUGGCAAAGGGGCGACCAUAUCUCUGUUCCAGGCAACCAUGUUCGGAGGUUUCCAGCUGCGUCGAACAAGGGCCGCUUUGCCCCGGUGAAUUCAGACUCGAAUGUACUACUCCAACAGGCUGUAAUUUGUUCUCUUCUAUUCAAAUUGAAAGCAAAACUUUUAGUUUUAGUGUUGAAUUUCAUUAUCCUUGCCAACCUAGGUAUUGCAAAUGCAGAAUGAGAAAUGGAAUGCCUGUGAAAGCACCACUUUGGACUUCAUGGACUGAUAAAAAUCGAGGGAGACGUUUCUACGGAUGCCCCAAUUAUGAGAGUGAUAGCUGUGGUUUGUUUGAAUGGCAUGAUGAGCCAUUAACUGGUAGGGCAAAAGUUGUUAUUAAUGAGCUCAAAUUGGAAAAUAAACAGCUACGUCUAAGAUUUGGAAACUGGAGCAUGACAUAGGUGGAAGGGGAUUUGAUACUAAUGAGCUUCAAG
Molecule: messenger RNA, 518 nt
Organism: Cuscuta epithymum
Lineage: Eukaryota; Viridiplantae; Streptophyta; Magnoliopsida; Solanales; Convolvulaceae
Source: the annotation of a GenBank genome assembly